This is a messenger RNA of Melanotaenia boesemani (Boeseman's rainbowfish), 1451 nucleotides long. RefSeq names its product adaptor related protein complex 3 subunit sigma 1 (gene ap3s1). Gene Ontology annotation, biological process: intracellular protein transport; Golgi to vacuole transport. Lineage: Eukaryota; Metazoa; Chordata; Actinopteri; Atheriniformes; Melanotaeniidae. The transcript has 6 exons. Bases 235 to 816 code for a protein of 193 amino acids. Gene Ontology annotation, cellular component: AP-3 adaptor complex; intracellular membrane-bounded organelle; membrane coat. The record is from RefSeq and is a predicted model, not a curated record.
GCCGUAGCAGGAGGAGGGGAAAAGAUGACUGGUCUUUUGACGUGGAAUAUUUCCGUAAAGGGACGAUGGAGAAGUAGCAGCGUGUAGCUCGAGGCCACCCCGUCCUAACCACGAAUCGAGACGGGAUUUAGCUCUGAAUCUCAGUCAGGUGCGGGUGAACCAGGGCGGACAGACUCCGGUCUUCCAUAGACUGACCCCUCUCUGCUCCCCGCCUCCCUCCGUUCAGCUACAAUCAUGAUAAAAGCCAUUUUAAUAUUCAACAAUCACGGGAAACCAAGGCUUUCUAAAUUCUACGAGCAUUAUAAUGAAGACACAGAGCAACAGAUCAUCAGGGAAACCUUCCAUUUGGUGUCAAAAAGAGAUGAAAAUGUCUGCAAUUUCUUAGAAGGAGGAAUGUUGAUUGGAGGAUCGGACUACAAGCUGAUCUACAGACACUACGCCACGCUGUACUUUGUGUUUUGUGUCGACUCUUCAGAGAGCGAACUAGGCAUUUUAGACUUGAUCCAGGUAUUUGUGGAAACGCUGGACAAAUGUUUUGAGAAUGUCUGUGAGCUUGACUUAAUUUUCCAUGUAGACAAGGUCCACAACAUUCUAGCAGAGAUGGUGAUGGGUGGGAUGGUCCUGGAGACCAACAUGAACGAAAUCAUCACACAGGUGGACGCCCAGAACAAGAUGGAGAAGUCUGAGGCCGGUAUUGCAGGAGCGCCUGCUCGUGCCGUAUCAGCUGUAAAGAACAUGAACCUCCCGGAAAUGCCCAGAAACAUCAACAUUGGUGACAUCAGCAUAAAAGUGCCAAAUUUACCUUCCUUCAAAUAGUGGCAGCGAGAUUGUGGAGCUGCAGAUGUCUUCAGUGUUUACCGUGAUGCAAUCUGUUUACCAAAACCUCACAUUACUAACUUUUAUCAAAACUCUGCAUCUUGAAGGUACUGUGUGAUCUGACACUCCUUGCUUUGGUGUUAUAUCUCUUGUUUUCCUGUUAAAAGAAUGUUUAUUGGUGUUUUCUUAUCGAAGGAGAAAUUAAAUAUUUAUUUAUCAGUGGUACAUUCCUUCUGCCUCCCUGGAGGCUGGCUCGUAACAUUCAGCUCCUCCAUCACAGAUUUGUGGCGGCUUAUAAGUGAAAUGACUUCAUUUAGACUAUUGUUUACUUAAAAGACAAAGCUUGGAAGGUAGUGACAUGGUGGGACAGCCUUACUGGUUUGGUUAUUCCAGACCUGGGAUAUCAUUCGAAGGAGAAAAUGAAUUAAUUAAACCAUUUUAGUUCCUAAAUUGGAACAUGUCUGCUACAGUGUUAAAUACUAAAUUACCUAAUAUUAUGAUUAUAUGACAUUACAGAUACUGUAUGCUGUGUGACAAAUAUAUAAGAUGCUGAAAUGACUUUUUUUUUUCUUUGUAUGGAAAAUAUUUUAAAGAGAUUUUUCAUGUCUUAUUAAAUAUUUCUCUUAGUUUUCAUC